AUGCCUCGAGGCGUCGGCAAAACGGUGAAGCGAUCGGGUAAUGGCGGCUCUCCUGCCUCGAAAGUACUCCAGCCUAAGUCGACAAAUGUCUUGAAGCGGCGGCUGAGCAGUGUUUACGAAGGGAAAAGCGGAUUUCAAUACUCAGACCCAAGCUCAAAGCGUGUUGCCAAGUCUUUAUCAUACCAUACAAGUCAGAAAGCUGAGUGGGAUAUUGCGGGCCAGUACAAGAUCACAAGUGUCAAUCAAGAUGUGGAUACGAGUGGGUUUUCUCUGAAGUUAUUCCACUUCAAUAACGGCGUCGACCACCAUCUCUAUGCUACGUUUGUCUUUGACAAACUUGAAGGAAUCAUGCGGAUGGCACCCCGCGAGGCUAUGAAAUCAAGACCUCUGGGUAGAUUUCAUCUCGAUGACUUUGAAAAGGCGUGUGAGCUGGAGCAGGCACUGGAGCCUGUUCCGAGACAUGAGUCCUGGGUCAUGAGGUGGAGAGCAAAAGACGGCGGGAUGCGGUUGGGCGAAUUGGUUGACGACGGCUUGAAUAAUUCGUUUAAGGUUUCGAUGGAUGAGGGCUCUUCAAGGAAAGAAUAUAUCGGCGUGGAAGUUGCCUUUGAUAUCGACUACAACAACCGUGUUUUCAAUUUCAAGGCGAUGAAGACCGGGAACCUGGAAACCGAAAUUGCAGUUCCACUACAAGUCUUGGUGUCGAAAUGGGAGAGCCUGAGAAAAUGUGAUCAGGCCCAUUCGAGCGAUGAUGAUGAGCCUUCAGAAGAAAUCCCUGUUUUUUUCUCGGUCGCUGACCAACUCAAGAGGAUGAAGGCUAAGCAAUGGGUCCAAACGGCACCUUCAUUGGAAGAAAGCUCAGUUGUGCCAGCCGGUGGUCUUAUGAGAACGAUGACGAAGCAGGCUGAGAAAUCGAUCUCAAAGGCACCUCCUGUCAUAGUGGCCAACGGACGCGGUGGAAUGAGUAAAGUCAUUGAAGCGCUUCCACGCUGGGCCUGGGAUGUGGCAGGAGAAUGGAAAGUUGAGCUUCCACAUCUUGCCUCGGCCCUUGGGUUUGACAAGAAGAAGCCCUGGACGAUGCAUUUCCAAGUGUCAAACAACCCAUUGCACACGAGAGUCGGACGUCAAUUAUGGGCACGUUUGAGUUUUGGAGACUUGAGAGGUUACAUGAGGUUCUGCCCUAUGCUCGGAAGCUUGAGAGAUGGGCCAGAGACAGUAAAGAGGUUCGAAGAGGCAUGUGUCUUACCCACCGGAUGUUGGCCAGGUCCAGGUCCUGACGGACAACAAAAAUGGCUAUUAAGAUGGAGGGGGGAGGGCAGUUAUUAUGGCACAAAACAGGGCAGCGAUCAGCAGCAGAAUAAUUGCAUUUUUGAAAAAGCGAAGGACGGAAGCCUCACAUUCUCCGGCGUGAUGUUCUAUGACGGGCAACCUCUCCUCCUCAAGGCCAAGCAAGUGGAGGGGGCACCACUGGAAAAGGGCAACUCCGUGACGAUUUCCACUUGCUGGAACUCCUCGAAACCAGUUGAUCUGUCAAGGGCAAGACGUUAUAUUGUUUCUGCGUAG
This is a messenger RNA of Hyaloscypha bicolor E, 1560 nucleotides long. RefSeq lists its product as uncharacterized. The coding region runs from base 1 to 1560 and encodes 519 amino acids. Lineage: Eukaryota; Fungi; Ascomycota; Leotiomycetes; Helotiales; Hyaloscyphaceae. The transcript has a single exon. The record is from RefSeq and is a predicted model, not a curated record.